This is a messenger RNA of Ixodes scapularis (black-legged tick), 3005 nucleotides long. RefSeq names its product centrosome-associated protein CEP250. Bases 465 to 2726 code for a protein of 753 amino acids. Lineage: Eukaryota; Metazoa; Arthropoda; Arachnida; Ixodida; Ixodidae. The record is from RefSeq and is a predicted model, not a curated record. The transcript is spliced from 7 exons.
GGGUAGACAACAAUGACCGAGGAAGGAUGGCGCCUAUUUCUAACAAAUGUCGGCAGAGCGGUUCGCCCGUUUAAAUUUAUUUCAUGUUCUUCGUAACGCACAACCGAUUGUUUUUGAAGAGAAAUCCGUGCAAGGUAGACUAACUUCUCCUUUGCUUAAUAUCCGGCAAGGAAUUUUGAAUCUAGGCUAGUGAACAUGUUCAAGUUGGCAGAUUUGGUAAUUUUUUUCUCGGGAAUUUUGUUGUGCAAAAUCCUUUAGGAUUUUCGUUGUGUUCUCUGCGUUUUCGGAGCAGUGACAAGGAGGACUAUUGGUGUCUGCGCUUGCCAAGAAAUGCGGAGCACUGAAGAUUCGAGGGUUCGUUUCAACAUCCAGUGCAGCUGAAAAUGGAUUCGAUGUGACUACAUAAUAUACCUGAGACACUGACUGACGAAGUGUUUCCCACGAGAUUUAGGUACACAAUCAGCAUGUCGAACCGCGAAGAUCCGGUCUCCACGGAGGACGAGAGCGAUUUAAGAGCAGGCGAGUCGUCACCGCAACUCAGCAGUCCGAACGAAGCCGAAGGCCCGAGACCUGCCGCCGACUCGGGUUCCCCCGUUGUCCUCAACUUCAGCACGACCCCGGGGAGGCUGAUGUAUCCAAGCGUCGAUGGAGAGUUCAUGCUGCUCGAAACCGACUCCGAAGAGCAAAUCGACAGUGUGCCACUUGGAGCGGGCCGCACACCCACCGAGGAAGAUGAGAUUGAAAGGAUCUUGUGCCUACUGGAGGCGAAGUUCCUUGCCGACGAGCCAAGCCAACAUCUCUUGAGAACGCUGCGUCGUCUGCUUCCCGAGUACAGGACUCGGCUGAACUUUUUGACGCAGAAGGUUGCUCAGCUUGAAGAACAAGUGAAAUCGGAUCGCCAGGAGAGUUUGCGGAAACAGGAAGUUCUCCUCGAGCAACACAGCCAAAGGUUGAAUCACCUGGCCGAGAACUAUGUGAGUCGCCAUGCUUUGGUUCAGGACAGAGCAGCCAACUCCAGGGCCCAAGUCGACGGUCUGUCCCUGCAACUGGCACAUGCACAGGCAGAACUCCAGAGGCAAGAAGAAAAGCUCUCGCUGGAGAGGGAGCGGUUGGUGGAGGAACAUUCACAGCAACUUCAGGCUUUGCAGGACAAGAACGACCAGCUGCAACAACAGCUCGCAACUUUGCAAGCAGAGAGGCAGUCCCUUGAAUCCGCCAACGAAGACCUGCGAAGGGAGAACCUCGAACUCAGAGCCAAGCUCGAGACAGAAAUGAGCACCGUUCUCGACCAAAAGGACCAACUAGAAGGAGACCUGGAACGGCAGGAAUCCCACAAGCAGGACUUGCUGACACUCCUCGAACACGAGCGUGGUCUCAAUCGAGAGCUCAGCUCUUCCAUGUCCCACCAACAGGAACAGAUCGUGAUCCUGGAGGAACGCCUUCAGGCGGCGCUGGUCGACCUCAAGCACAAGGACCGGCUCCUCGAAGCCGUGAGGACAGAAGCCUUCCGCAAGACGUCGGCGGCCUUAGACCCCUCCGGUCGUCGAGAUCUCCUGAGGCUCAUCGCCCUGUCGCGAAGCGGUUCGUCCAAGAGUCCAAACACCGACGGGAGCACAAAGGCAGACAGCGGCAUCCAGGGCAUGUUGUCCGCCGACCGAAGCCGCACCGACGCGUCUACGAGCGCCUCGCAGGCCUCCCCAAAGCGUACUCAAUCCCUGGAUCGGGAACUCGCGGAACUGCGCCUGCGGCAAGAGGACGCGGACGCGGAAGUCCUCCGGGCCAAGCGCCGCCUCCGCAACACCACGGACGAGCUGGUCAAGUUGGCAAGGCUCACGGCUGAGCGGACGGCGCAGUUGAAGCACCUCGGGCAGCGGGUGCAUACUCCGGCGGCUUCAUUGUCGACCCCCGGCGGCUAUGAGUACCGGAGCGAAAGCGCCAAUCCCCAGGAGUUCCGCACGGGCAGCAGCGGUUUCGUGCCCUCCUCCGCGAGGCCGUUUUCGAGGACGGUCCGAAAGGUCGGACGCAGGAGGCCGCCUAACCUCUCUUCGACGCCAGAGGAGUCUCUGAACUCUCUCGCGGACGUGUCGAGCAUCCGAAACACGGCAGACGCCGGAAACCGGCGCGCAGGAAGUCCAUCGGAAGAGUUGUCGCGCGCGUCAGACGACGUGUUUGAGCCGGAAUCGGCGGGUGCCACGCCAUGCCGGCAGUUCGGCGUCGGAGUGCAGCGGGGGUCGGCGGGGCGCAACACCGCGGCGAGGGGCGUCGUCGAGGGAACCGUCCAAGACGACCGGAAGAGUCGCAGAGAUCGGGUGGACGAGGAAUGUCCCGGUCUGAAGACAAUCUCGCGUAGCCCGUGGCUGCGUGGAGACGGCGUCGUCAAGAAGAGGCCCGUUUUUGGAUCGGGCGCGACGUUCGGAGGGAACAUCCACGGAGGGGUUUGGGGCUAUGUUCCGCCGACUCAAGACGGUGCCACUAGACGCCCAACUGCGAGCGGUUCGAACCGGGGUUGGGAGGGGAGGGCCGCAAGAAGGUCUCUCAGCUUCUCCGGAGAACCGCCUUGGGAUAACACUGCAGCAGCGCCUUUCGUGUUUUGCACCACGGCACCUCCGGCAAAUGGCGGCACCAAGUCCGGUUCCCAGGAGAUCGGUUUCCAGACGCAGUCACUUCCGACGCCGGUGUACCUCAAUGUUCACGUGCAUUCCCAUCAUGUGCCAAGAGACGCUUAGCUGCGCUUGAGCUGUGCAGUCUUCUCGAAGGGUGUUGCCCACUUCUCUACGUUUCUGUUUGCACAGCAUGCAUUUCUUAACCUAACACGGCCUUCUCGUGUACCAAACACCUUCCAGUAGUAUUUUUUGCUCAUUUGUAUUGCAGCGCAUGUCGGCAUUUCAGAUGGAACAGAAAAAUACUGCCUUCUCCCGUGGCUUUUUCUAAUUGUUUUGCAAAAACACUGGGACUAAGCUUUUUAUUUUCAGGUUAACAUCAAAUAAAAUUUUAUCAAUCUUAAA